UUGGGGUCUUGGAAGUGUUAGUAAUUUUUUAUUUGUAGAUGCCACUUUUUCUGACAAGCUUUGUUCUAAUCCUCAAGGUGUUAAUUUUCUACUCCUGACUACACACGAGGGAUAUUCUAGCUUACGUCAAGCUUGAAACAUGAUUAUAUCCAUGUUAAGCAUAAUUAUCCCAUAUUCUGAAGAUUUCUAGACAAUUUAUGUCUAUGGCAUACUAUUUUCUGUUGCUUAUGAUAACUGAGCAUGAGCAGAAACAGAUUGUAUUUUCUCACAAAAUUUGUUUUAAACCAGCCGAUCGAAACCAAUCACUAGUAUUCGAAGCUGUUGUCCUCUAGCCUAACAUGAAUACCAUAGUAGAUUUUAAAUCAUAAGAUGUUUUUAAUUGCCUCAUUGAGCACACCCUGGUUAGUGGCGGUUUUGUUUCUAAAUUUAUGGCCUAAGAUUGAUAACGAAAAUUUCCUGGAUGGUGAAAGAGGUGGUUUGUUGUGUUGUACAUGGAGGGGUUGAACCGUUGAAGAUUGGUUAAGUUGGGAUUUAAGCAUUUAUUCUGCAAGCUCUAAGGAGCUGAUUGAAGAUAUAUUGCAUGCGAUUUUAUUUUGCAAAAUGAAGCAACCUCUUAACCGAUGUCCUUUGUUAUAUUGAAUUUGUUAUAUCGAAUCAUGUUAAUAUGCUAAUGGAUGGGCUUAUGCCUCAGGCGUAUUAGUUGCACUUUCUUGACUGUAGGUAUGAAAUGCUGGUAAUCCUUUUAUAUUCAUUGAAGGAAUAGUUAAAGGUCAAUUAUCUGAGCAGUAAACUUGUAGUUUUAUAGAUGCCGGCUAGAGGCUUUUCCUUUUUUUGAAAGUAAUGGUGGAUAUAGUAUGUACAAAAAGAUGGGAGUUCUUUUAACAGUAUACGUGCUAAGGAAGUUAGAUAGGAUGUAUAUUUUUUGCAUUAAACGCUGGAGAUAUUGAUUUGUCUCGUGAUAUAUGGGACCCUGGCUAUUACAAUAUGCUGCUUGUUAUUGUACUAAUUUUGUGUUUUGAUUCAAGAACGGAAAAUUUUAACUUUAUCUCUAUGGAAGCACAGAAAUAACAAAGAAAAUAUAUUGCUGAUAAAUUCUAAUGAUGCAUUCUAACAUACUGAUUUUUACUUUGUGCUUUGAUUUUUGGCAUUCCCGUAUUGGUAAAUCGUACUGUAUUUUAUAUGACUUGCUAUUAUCUGAUUAUUUCUUCUUUGGCUUCUUUUUUAGUGCUGUGCUGAUUUCUUUGCCCAGACAGGCUAAAACUGUUACAAAAGCACUAAAAUAGAGCGAGUAGAAGCUAAGCACACAUCAGAGCUGAAUAUCUCUUCCAUAUUCAGUCUGCAUAUGCUGGUCUGCAUCUGUAGAAUCUACUUUAGUACAGUAUAAUUUUGCAUGAUUUAUAUUGAGAUCAAGCUCAAAAGGCACGCGAGCACACUAAAUGGAACUUGACCUGUUAAAAGAAGCAUUUGACCGAGUUGCCAAAAAGCAGAAGCAAUCAUCCUCCAAAACACUAGAUAUUGUCAACCAGAUCGAGAAAGAAAUCGAGCAAGCAAUCACGAAAAUACAAACCACCUCCAACCACACUUCCGUCCUCACCGAACUAAAGGACAAACUAAAUGAGCUGGCCCCAAUGAACCAACUCGACAGCAAUCAGAAGGAUAUCAACUUGGCACUCGCCAAGUACACCAAGCUUCUCGAAAAAUGUUUUCAACCCGACAUCUCCAGGGCUUAUAGGAAUGUGGAUACCGAUCCGCAUGUAUUAAACGAGAUAAUCUCCACUCACUUCUAUCGACAGGGCCUUUUCGAUCUCGGUGACUGCUUCACAAACGAAGCCCGUGAGCCAAACGCUGCUUCUUUAAAACUUCCAUUUGUCGAAAUGUACCAAAUUCUCGAAUCCAUGAGGGAACGAGACCUUGAGCCUGCUCUCGCUUGGGCUGCCAAGAACCGUGGCCCACUUACCCAAAACGGGUCAACUCUUGAGCUGAAGCUCCACCAACUACAGUUUGUUGAGAUAUUAAAGAAGGGCAAUCGUGACGAAGCUCUCAAGUAUGCAAGAACACACUUAGCUCGUUUUGCCGCCACCCACAAAGGUUCAAUCCAAAAGUUGAUGGCAUGUCUCUUGUGGGCCGGGCGGCUUGACCAGUCACCCUACACCGAGUUCACAGCCCAGGCCCAGUGGGAAGAGCUGGCCCACGAGCUGGCCCGACAAUUCUGUGGACUUUUAGGGCAAUCCUAUGAAUCUCCGCUCGAAGUUGCAAUAUCUGCAGGGGUGCAAGGGCUUCCGACUUUGUUAAAGCUGAGUACAGUUAUGGCUGGAAAAAAGGAGGAGUGGCAGAACAUGAAACAGCUCCCAGUGGCACUCGAUUUGGGAAGGGAGUUCCAGUUCCACUCAGUGUUUGUGUGUCCGGUUUUACGCGAGCCAGCGAGCGAGGAGAACCCUCCGAUGCUGCUGCCAUGCGGGCACGUGCUUUCUAAGCAGUCGAUCGUGAAGCUCUCGAAGAGUAGUACGAGGCCUUUUAAAUGCCCAUAUUGCCCCUCGGAGGCGACAAUUUCGCAGUGCAGGCAACUGCAUUUCUAAUGCUAGUGUUCAAAUCAGGUCUGGUUUUUUACUUGGAACGGAUUUAUGUUCUUCUAAUGGUAGGAAGUGUCAGCCAUGUUCGAAAAUUUCCUGGGUAUCUUGUUGGGCAUUUGGGUAGCAUGAAUAAUUGCUUAUGCUAUGAUUUGUGUACAUAAAACCAUGUCGUACGAAAAGAAGUAUGUUUUCAUAUUACGAGUUACCUGUGAAAUUAACUUUGUUUCUUACCUGGUAA
This is a messenger RNA of Ananas comosus (pineapple), 2808 nucleotides long. Its product is annotated as protein RMD5 homolog A-like. Gene Ontology annotation, cellular component: cytoplasm; GID complex; nucleus. The coding region runs from base 1437 to 2576 and encodes 379 amino acids. Gene Ontology annotation, molecular function: protein binding; ubiquitin protein ligase activity. The record is from RefSeq and is a predicted model, not a curated record. The transcript is spliced from 3 exons. NCBI's taxonomy places the organism in Eukaryota, Viridiplantae, Streptophyta, Magnoliopsida, Poales, Bromeliaceae. Gene Ontology annotation, biological process: proteasome-mediated ubiquitin-dependent protein catabolic process.